AUGUACCAUUUUUUCAAGUGCAUUGCGGAGGAAGAAGAUACCCAAGAAGAAACAAAAAUAAAACAAUUUGCCAGAGAGGAGAGAUUUAAAAAGCAAGCUAGUUCGCCAUACAUACACAUGAUAAAGAUAUACAUUCCUUUUAGUAUUGUUAUUAUUUCGGGAUUAAUCGUUGUGACCGUGUUGCUCUACCGUGAUAUGAACCAAGGAAAAGAUCAGCAGCAUACCUUACAUGUACAGCAAAAGACGAAAUGUCAGCUGGGAAGUUCGCAGGAAAUACUUAGAGCAUGGACAGGUAGCAGAGGGCGCUCUUUCCUGGUUAGCUUUAUUCAAAGUAGUAAUCACGCAAAGAAAAGUAACAGAACAAUACUUGUCUUAGCAGAGAAUGAUUUCAAUAUUACCGCUACAGUCUCAGAAAAUCAGAAUUCCAAUUUGAUAACUGUAUCUAGCGAAAGAUCUGGAAAUACCACAAUAAAAAAGAUUGAAGUUCAUAAUUCGUUGGUUCCCUCCUAUUUGGCCAUUGAAAGUAAGGCAAUUGCAAUCACAGUCUCAUCCAUGGCGUCGGUCUUGUCCAUGAACGAUAUCGAUUUUAACUCCGAUAGUACGACAGUUUUUCCCGUUGACAAACUUUCAACACACUACGUCGUAUCAACCGCUUCACCGAAAAUGAAAUAUCGUAGUUUUGGGAGUCAUUUUACAGUUGCGGCAAACACAGAUAAUACAAAAGUCAGUAUCCGAUUAGUUAUCGAUACAGAUGCCAAUAUUACAUUUGAGGGUAAGAUGUAUGGUAAUGAUGACGAAAUAAGAAUUGUAUUGAAUAUGUAUCAGACAUUUCAAGUGGGACUUGAUGCAGAUUUGUCGGGGACAACUAUCAUUGCAUCUCAUCCUGUUGCAAUCUUCGCAGGAAACGCAUGCAAUAGAAUGGGAGAGUAUGGAUCAUGUAGCAUGCUCAUGGAAAUGGUUCCACCAACUGAAAAAUUGGAUAAGAUAUUUAUCGUUCCACCGCUAGUACAUAGAUACAAAUCCCAACUGCGCAUAGUUUCACCCUUUGAAACAGAAAUUCAAUAUUCUAUUGACGGAAACAAGACAUCAGCAAUUCUUUCAAGAAAUAAGAAAUUUGAUUUUUUUAUCCGAGAAAAUGAAAUAGCUACUAUAGAGGGGCUUGGGCCUUUGCUAGUUAAUAGUUUUGCCCAUGCGUCGGUCGAGCAUGAUGUAUACGGUGAUCCGUUUAUGAUAACAAUUCCCGGAAUAAAUCAAUAUCUCAAUGAGUACAACCUCAUUGUACCAGGAAAUUUCAAUUUUAGUUUUGCCACUUUUAUCUUAAAAAACAGUUUUCCGGAGUACCUCGAAAUAAAUGAAACGAACCCAUACGAGAGCCAAACCUGUAAUUUUUCCACGAUUUCAGUGGGUGAAUUUUUCUACAGCGUAUGGACGUUAAGUGUUCCAAGUGGUGUGAUGAAAGUUAGAACAACAUAUGGGUCACCCUUUGGAGUAAUAAUUUACGGGCUACGUGACAACGAUGGACAUGGAUACGCGGGAAAUGCCAUUCUUGCAACUUGUAAAAAGGGAUGGAUUCGCAUAGAAAAUUCUUGCAACUUUAUUUCUCCCAAAAGAGUUACAUUUGAAGAUGCUUUGAAAGCAUGCAAAGAUGAGACCGCAAGUCUAACUGAACACCAAAACACAAAAAUAGAGAAAGUGGUUGGUUUACAGUUAAGAGAAGAAGAAGAUGUUGGUGUCUGGAUUGCCGUAAAACAUAUCGAGCUGGAAGAUGUAUACGUCUAUGUUAGCAAUGGAUCCAGAGUUACUAACGAGAACUGGGCAAAGGGACAGCCACUUGGAGGAAAACAUUACAACUGUGCAGCAGCGAAGAAAGACGAGAAUUGGAAGUGGGUUGCUUAUCCUUGUAGACAUACCUUUUAUUAUGUCUGCAAGAAACACAUUUAAGCCAGACAUAAAGCUGAUACCACUA
Molecule: messenger RNA, 1966 nt
Organism: Saccostrea cuccullata (small rock oyster)
Lineage: Eukaryota; Metazoa; Mollusca; Bivalvia; Ostreida; Ostreidae
Product: IgGFc-binding protein-like
Exons: 6
Coding region: 1-1941 (646 amino acids)
Source: RefSeq, a predicted model, not a curated record